Alosa sapidissima (American shad) is the source of this 7261-nucleotide messenger RNA. Its product is annotated as ephrin type-B receptor 1. Gene Ontology annotation, molecular function: ATP binding; transmembrane-ephrin receptor activity; protein binding. The coding region runs from base 181 to 3204 and encodes 1007 amino acids. Gene Ontology annotation, biological process: cell surface receptor protein tyrosine kinase signaling pathway; protein phosphorylation; axon guidance. NCBI's taxonomy places the organism in Eukaryota, Metazoa, Chordata, Actinopteri, Clupeiformes, Clupeidae. Gene Ontology annotation, cellular component: plasma membrane; neuron projection. The transcript is spliced from 16 exons. The record is from RefSeq and is a predicted model, not a curated record.
UCAUCCUCGAGCUCAGCCUCCGUUCCCAGACUAGUUCUCACACACUAUUUACUACGACUUGAAAUGUGGCACAACGGUCUGUACUGGAAUACUGCUCUGUGACAACUGGAGGAUUUUGCGCACACGCCGUGUUGGUUUUCCAUACGAGGAGAGAGAGAGAGCGGAAAAUAUACUUUUGCCAUGACAGUGGAUUUGUUGACGAUUUUGUGUGUAAUCACUACGGUGGCUGCAGUAGAAGAAACCGUGAUGGACACUCGCACGGCAACAGCGGAGCUGGGUUGGACGGCAUACCCAGGAUCAGGGUGGGAGGAGGUGAGUGGCUACGACGAGAACCUCAACACCAUCCGCACGUACCAAGUGUGCAACGUCUUCGAACCCAGCCAGAACAACUGGCUACUGACCACUUUCAUUGACCGUCGGGGCGCCCAGCGCAUCUACGUGGAGAUGCGGUUCACCGUGCGCGACUGCAGCAGCAUCCCCAACGUCCCCGGCUCCUGCAAGGAGACCUUCAACCUCUACUACUACGAGACGGACUCGGUCAUCGCCACCAAGGGCUCGUCCUUCUGGAUGGAGGCGCCCUACCUGAAGGUGGACACCAUCGCGGCGGACGAGAGCUUCUCGCAGGUGGACUUCGGCGGGCGCCUGAUGAAGGUCAACACGGAGGUGCGCAGCUUCGGCCCGCUCUCGCAGAACGGCUUCUACUUGGCCUUCCAGGACUACGGCGCAUGCAUGUCGCUGCUGUCCGUCCGCGUCUUCUACAAGAAGUGCCCGAGCGUGGUGCAGAACUUCGCCGUCUUCCCCGAGACCAUGACGGGCGCCGAGAGCACCUCGCUGGUCAUCGCCCGCGGCGUCUGCAUCCCCAACUCCGAGGAGGUGGACGUGCCCAUCAAACUCUACUGCAAUGGCGACGGAGAGUGGAUGGUGCCCAUCGGACGCUGCACCUGCAAGGCCGGCUUCGAGCCCGACAACGGCAACGUCUGCCGAGCCUGCCCCCCAGGGACGUUUAAGUCGAGUCAGGGGGAGGGCCUGUGCCUCCAGUGCCCCCCCAACAGCAGGUCCACCUCGGAGGCGGCCACCAUCUGUGUGUGCAGGAACGGCUAUUACCGCGGAGACACUGACCUGCCUGACAUGCCCUGCACCAGUGUCCCCUCUGCGCCACGCAACGUCAUCUCCAUCGUCAACGAGACGUCGGUGAUCCUGGAGUGGCACUCGCCGCGUGAGACGGGCGGCCGCGACGAUGUGGUCUACAACAUCGUGUGCAAGAAGUGCCGCGCCGACGGCCAGUCGCACUGCUCGCACUGCGACGACAACGUGGAGUUCACGCCACGGCAGGUGGGCCUGACGGAGACGCGCACGCUCAUCAGCAACCUGCUGGCCCACACCGUCUACACCUUCCAGGUCCAGGCCGUCAACGGCGUCAGCAACAAGAGCCCCUACCCGGCCCAGCACGUGGCCAUCGACAUCACCACCAACCAGGCCGCUCCCUCCAUCGUACCCAUCAUGCACCAGGUCAGCUCUACCAUGAAGAGCUUCACAUUGUCAUGGCCACAGCCUGAACAGCCCAACGGUAUCAUCCUGGACUACGAGCUCCGCUACUACGAGAAGGAUCUGACGGAGGUGAACUCCACCAUAGUGAAGAGCCAGACCAACACGGCGCGGGUGGAGGCCCUGAGACCUGGCACGGUCUACGUGGUGCAGGUGCGGGCCAGGACAGUGGCUGGCUUCGGCAAGUACAGCAGCAAGAUGUGCUUCCAGACCCUGACAGAUGAGGACUACAAGUCAGAGCUGCGGGAGCAGCUGCCUCUGAUCGCGGGCUCGGCGGCGGCUGGCGUGGUCUUCAUCGUGUCCCUGGUGGCCAUCUCCAUUGUCUGCAGCAGGAAAAGAGCCUACACCAAGGAUCCUGUGUACAGUGACAAGCUCCAGCAUUACAGCACUGGACGAGAACUCUCUUUGAGACCAGAUCUGACUAACUGCCACUCCCCCAUCGGCUGCCCGACCCACUUCUCAGGCUCCCCGGGGAUGAAGAUCUACAUCGACCCCUUCACCUACGAGGACCCCAACGAGGCUGUGCGCGAGUUCGCCAAGGAGAUCGAUGUCUCCACCGUCAAAAUCGAAGAAGUCAUCGGGGCAGGGGAGUUCGGGGAGGUGUAUAAGGGCCGCCUGAAACUGCCAGGCAAGCGGGAGAUCUACGUGGCCAUCAAGACGCUGAAGGCGGGCUAUUCGGAGAAGCAGAGGCGGGACUUCCUGUCGGAGGCCAGCAUCAUGGGCCAGUUCGACCACCCCAACAUCAUCCGCCUGGAGGGAGUGGUCACCAAGAGCCGCCCCGUCAUGAUCGUCACAGAGUUCAUGGAGAACGGCGCACUGGACUCCUUCCUCAGGCAAAACGACGGCCAGUUCACCGUCAUCCAGCUGGUGGGCAUGUUGCGUGGCAUCGCGGCCGGCAUGAAGUACCUGUCGGAGAUGAACUACGUCCACCGCGACCUGGCCGCCCGCAACAUCCUGGUCAACAGCAACCUGGUGUGCAAAGUGUCCGACUUUGGCCUGUCACGCUACUUGCAGGACGACACCUCCGACCCCACCUACACCAGCUCCCUGGGUGGCAAGAUUCCGGUGAGGUGGACAUCACCUGAGGCCAUCGCCUACAGGAAGUUCACAUCUGCCAGCGACGUGUGGAGCUACGGCAUCGUCAUGUGGGAGGUGAUGUCCUUCGGCGAGAGGCCCUACUGGGACAUGUCCAACCAAGACGUGAUCAACGCCAUCGAGCAGGACUACCGGCUGCCACCGCCCAUGGACUGCCCUGCCGCCCUGCAUCAGCUCAUGUUGGACUGCUGGCAGAAGGACCGCAACGCCCGGCCGCGCUUCAACGACAUCGUCAACACGCUAGACAAGCUCAUCCGCAACCCCACCAGCUUGAAGGCAAUGGCCAGCAUGCCCCCUGUGCCCUCACAGCCCCUGCUGGACAGGUCGGUGCCGGACUUCAACACCUUCAGCUCGGUGGAGGAGUGGCUGGCGGCCAUCAAGAUGAGCCAGUACCGAGACAACUUCCUCAACUCCGGCUUCACCUCACUCCAGCUGGUGGCACAGAUGACCUCAGAGGACCUGCUGAGGAUAGGCGUUACGCUGGCCGGCCACCAGAAGAAGAUCCUCAGCACCAUCCAGUCCAUGACGCUGCAGGGCAGCCCGUCACCCACUGCCCUGGCAUGACUACAGCAGACACCCGGCGACGCCAUCGGGACAGGGUCAGGGUCGAGGACGGGGACAAUGGGCAUGGGGACCGGGAGCAGGACCGGGAGCGUCCGCCGGAGUCGCCCGCGCGCGACCCCUGACCUUUCACCUGAGCACGCCAGGGUGGAGACUAUCAUCUUAAUCUGAGGAGCCGAACCGCCACACAUCCUGAAGAAAGAGAGAGAGAGAGAGAGAGAGGAGAGGAUAGGGGGAGAGAGAGAAAGAGAGAGGAGAGGAGAGGAGCCCUUUCAUCUCAAUGGGACGAUGACCCGCUGGAAACAACACACUCCAAACACAAGGGGCGGCUGUGCUUUCAGCUAGCCAGCCAGCCGGCCAGCCUCGCCAGUGGGCCAACCAGCCUCGCAUCUGUCCCCAACCCAGCCAGGGACAGACUGAAAACACAAACAUCAGGAGCAUCAAACACCAUAGGGUUGUCCACAGCCAGGAGGGAUGUGUGCAGGCUGAUCAUCGACAGGAGGAGAGAGGAGAGGAGAGGAAGUGCUGAUUUUUUGAGCUCCCCUUUAGUCUUUAUUUGCUCCUGAUACUCUUAAUGGGUUGUUUUUUGGGCAGCAUCAAAGAAAUAUGAUGCAACAAGGAAAGCUUCAUGUUUGUCCAUUUGUACAAAAAAAGACAGAUACCUCUUCAGUCUUUCCCUUUCACUCUUACACUACCUGUCUAGUCGAAGGAUUGUGGGCUUUGCCAAAGGACUCUUCAAAAGUCCACAUCCAGAUUUUAGUCAAUUUUAGGGGGUGGGUGGGAUAUACAGUAUAUAAAUAUGUGUGUAUAUCUCUGAAUAAAUAUGAAUAUAUCUUCAGAAAUAAAUCUUCAUAUUGAAGGUGACAUGUAAUGAAUAUAUAUGUACAUACUGUCUCUGCUUGCAUUUUUGGGCAAAGACAUGUUGACUGGAGUAAAAUGGACAUUACGAUUACUAAAAUGGACAUUAGAGAUGCAAGCCAACGACUGGAGACGAAGCAGAAGUCCUUGUAGACUUGCAUCAGUCAGUGUGAAAGAACUCAUGGACAAAUCUUGGACAGACUGUGGUGGCUCCUAGUCAACAUUGUACAAAGCUGAUAUAGAAGUCUGUAGAAUUGUGUAGGGGAGAAAAAAAAGAUUAUGUUUAAUGACCCCUGCCUAGAUAGUGACUCUGGCCUUGUUCUGACUCUGAUCUGGCUCUGAUGUGGCCCUGAUGUGGCCCUGAUCUGGCCUGGUUUGGAGUUGGUAUAUAUCUGUCUAGGUGCUUAUUGUGGGUGUUCUUCAUGCUGUGCUUCGCUGGCUGACACUCGCUUGUACAGAACCGUAUUCUUUUUAGUGCUUUCUCUCUUGUUUAAUGUCGAAGUGCUUGGAAGUAUUGAGAACAGUGGGGAGUGUCAGGCCAAUGCUGCCCCAAACGCUCUGGUACGUACGUAACUACACGUUGAUGUUGUUGCACUGUUAAUAUACUGUAAUAAUGUUCGUCCUACAGGGUCAACACUAAAUGUCUGGAAAAAAAAUGUUUACAAAAAAAAAAUCUUUUGGUGUCAGAUGCUGGUUAAACUGGAGAGAAGGGGUUAAAACAGCAAAAUGGUCAGUGUUAUUCAGCGUCAGGAAGUGCACACCUUGCUUUUUAAUGCAGAAAAAUUACCUGUCAUGGUAGGUUACCCUCAGUUCCAGUGACAUUAUAGUGAACACGUUUUGGCUAAUGCAGAGGCUCAGAUGAGCACAGCCCCGAGCGGAGCCGCAAACGCAAACACAAACACACACACACACACACACACACACACACGCACACGCACACUAACGUCUGCACGAGAGGAGAGGAACAUCUGGGCAUAGCUCUGCCAGACGCCCAAUGCCAUCCCAAUGAGCGCACUCACUUUAGCAGUUAUAAAGAGCUCUCUCUCUCUCUCUCUCUCUCUCUCUCUGCUGGCCUGGUCCGGUCCAAUCUGGUCGUUCUGGUUGUGUCGCUUGGGACAGGAGUGACUAAGUGCUUUCCCCCACUGUUGCCAUGGUGAGCUAGUUUGCCGUGUCAAAGGGAAUGAGAGGUCUUAAAUUCACUGUGCUCACUUGGGUCCAUCAUCCAAAUACUAUAUAUAUCCCUCUGUAAUAGAUGGUGUCAGGCGCUGAAGUUGUCUAGGAGUUAAUGGGACUCAGGGAGAAUGUUUGCGAUUGUGAGAGAAGUAAAACGAUAGAGGAAGAGAGUGCUAAGGAUGUGUUAACAAGCACUAUGGGUGGGUGUGGUUUUUUGAUAUCCUCACACAGCAGCCUACUCAUUCCUUUAGCCAACCUACACGUCCUCCACCUUCAAUUUCUGUGCCAACAGUUUUUGCUGUUUUCUAUUAAUAUUUUUCGUUUUUUUUUUCCACGCUCCUGGGGGUGUAAGAUGGAGAUGUCCACCUUUGUGCCCCGAGGCGAGAGACUGAUGACAGGCCAUUAGUAGAUUAUUGAGUGUUUUCACCCUCACCUGUGGCACUGGAAGAGAUCCAGAUCAUUCAUUCAGUGGUGUCUGCGUAGCCAAGCUGUCUCUAUAUCUCCGCCUGCAUUAGCGCAGCUAAAGAAUGGCCAGCCCUUCCCUGGUUGAGAGGUGGAGGUGGUGGUGGUGGUGGUGGUGGGGGGGUGCUGGUGAUGGUUGGGGAUGGGAGCAAGUGCAUGAGGGAGUGGAGUGGUGUGUGGGGGUGGUGGUCUUUGCUACCUGCUGCAUCUCCCUCUCACCCCCACCCCUUCACACAUGUGACACACCAGCCAUGAGUGACGGAUGUUCUACCAUCCCCCCAGAUACACACACACACACACACACACACAGAUGGAAGAGUCUGUGUUGUAAUGAAGAGCGAGAGGGCUGAGAACUGUCAGCACAGACGCAGAGCGAGGGACAAGGGAGAGAGAGAAGGGAGAGAGGGAGGGAGGGAGGGAGGGAGGGAGGGAGGAAUAGAGAGAACAAAGAAGAUGAGAGGAGGGUGUGAAUGGAAGAACUGACAGACCCGGUGGGUUUUCCUGGCUGUCUGCUCAACCCCCAGAUUUUAAUGAGCAUCUGACACAAUGAGUGAGUGACACGUCUCGGGGAGCACUCUCACACAAGCCCGUCCAGGACCCAAAGGACUGUUCCACUCGGUUCUGACUGACCCUACAGGGAACGACUUCAAACAAGUUCACACAAAACUAGCAAUCGGGGGUGACCGUCAAACCCCAAGCGAGCUGAUUCAUGGCGUGCAUUUUGUGUGAAUGGGUUGUUAGGGCGGGGAAGGAGCAGCUGAUAUGACAGCUUAAUGAAAAACAUAAAAUGUAUAAUUUAUAUUUAAACGUGUAUGUCGGUACAUAUGAUUUUUUGGGGUGCGCAUGGCGAGAUUGUCAUUACUACAUCAAACGCUAUCCUCCAUUUUUCUUCUUCCCUGAUAAUAUCAUGGAUCUGUCCAUUUUCUCCUCUUCUGUUUUCUUCUGCCACUUUUUGCGGUGUAACAGGGAGUUCUUUCAGUAGCCUACUCAGGCCAUUUAUCUCACUAUGGGGUAAUGGACCAUAUUGAUUCCACUCUAAUUUUCACCCAUCUAUGCCUGAAGCACACUGGCCUUUGCAGGAUGACAUCAGACGGUGAGAUCUGAGGGUGGGGGUCCCUCACUUUAGGCCCCGCAGUGUGUCAGAUCAUUGUCUGUGGAGCAAUACAGACAUCAAGCUAACAUGCUAAUCUGAACCUCUAGUGUGUGAGUGUAUGUACUGUAAGUGUAUUUCUUGUGUGUUCCAGACGUUGGAAUAUACUUGUAUUUUUAGUCACAGAAAAAUCACUGAGAGAGGGAGAGAAAGAUUGAGAGAAGUAGAGAAAGAGAGAGAGGAAGUAGACACUUAAAGCAUGGCAUGGACAAACUCACUGUACAAUACCUACCAAAUGAAGAACCAGAACACCCCCACCCAGUCUACCCCAACUCAGCCCAACCCCCACUUUGUGUCUUUCUGUAUAGUUACACUUGUUUAUUGUGAUGAGUAUGUCAGAGUUUGUAUCUGUAACUUUCUGAGAAAUAUUGUAUUAAAAAAAAAACAUGCACUCAAUAAAAUCCCUUGGAAAAACUC